Messenger RNA from Canis lupus familiaris (dog), 2839 nucleotides. RefSeq names its product unc-51 like kinase 3 (gene ULK3). Gene Ontology annotation, cellular component: autophagosome; cytoplasm. The record is from RefSeq and is a predicted model, not a curated record. Gene Ontology annotation, molecular function: ATP binding; protein serine/threonine kinase activity. Lineage: Eukaryota; Metazoa; Chordata; Mammalia; Carnivora; Canidae. Bases 35 to 1690 code for a protein of 551 amino acids. Gene Ontology annotation, biological process: autophagy; autophagosome organization; peptidyl-serine phosphorylation. The transcript has 16 exons.
GCGGCGGGCGCGGGCGCGGGCGCGGGGCGCGGGGAUGGCGGGGCCCGGCUGGGGGCCCCCGCGGCUGGACGGCUUCAUCCUCACCGAGCGCCUGGGCAGCGGCACGUACGCCACCGUGUACAAGGCCUACGCCAAGAAGGACACCCGCGAGGUCGUAGCCAUAAAGUGCGUGGCCAAGAAGAGCCUGAACAAGGCCUCGGUGGAGAACCUCCUGACGGAGAUCGAGAUCCUCAAGGGCAUUCGACACCCGCACAUCGUGCAGCUCCGAGACUUCCAGCUGCCGUCUGCCUGUCGCGCAGUGGGACAGCGACCACAUCUACCUCAUCAUGGAGUUCUGCGCAGGGGGCGACCUGUCCCGCUUCAUCCACACCCGCAGGCUUCUGCCCGAGAAGGUGGCUCGCGUCUUCAUGCAGCAGUUGGUGCCCUGCAGUUCCUGCAUGAACAGAAUAUCUCUCACCUGGAUCUGAAGCCACAGAACAUUCUGCUGAGCUCCUUGGAGAAGCCCCACCUUAAACUGGCAGACUUUGGCUUUGCACAGCACAUGUCUCCCUGGGACGAGAAGCAUGUGCUCCGUGGCUCCCCCCUCUAUAUGGCCCCCGAGAUGGUGUGUCAGCGGCAGUACGACGCCCGGGUGGACCUGUGGUCCGUGGGGGUCAUCCUGUAUGAAGCCCUCUUCGGGCAGCCCCCCUUUGCCUCCAGGUCAUUCACGGAGCUGGAAGAGAAGAUCCGGAGCAACCGGGUGAUCGAGCUCCCUCUGCGGCCCCCACUCUCCCGAGACUGCCGGGACCUGCUGCAGCGGCUCCUGGAGCGGGACCCCAACCGUCGCAUCUCCUUCCAGGACUUCUUUGCCCACCCCUGGGUGGACCUGGAGCACAUGCCCAGUGGGGAGAGCCUGGCACGAGCAACCGCCCUGGUGGUGCAGGCUGUGAAGAAGGACCAGGACGGGGACGCCGCGGCCGCCUUAUCGCUCUACUGCAAAGCCCUGGACUUCUUCGUGCCCGCGCUGCACUACGAAGUGGAUGCCCAACGGAAGGAAGCGAUCAAGGCAAAGGUGGGUGAGGGCGUCUCCCAAAGGAAACUGGCGCCAUCCCGGGAUCUCCGCAGCCUGGCUCUCCUGCAGCCGAGAGGCAGACUCUCCCAGGGAGGCCCAGGCCCGCCGCUGCAGCCCCCGGACGUCACAGCUUGGGGCAGCCACCAGGGACGCGGAGGGAGAACUUGGGAGGUGGGUGCAGGCCCUGCUGAGGCAGGGGACCUCUGCGCAAGACCUGCUCAGAGAGAUGGCCCGGGACAAACCUCGGCUCCUUGCGGCCCUGGAAGUGGCUUCGGCUGCCAUGGCCAAGGAGGAGGAGGCUGGUGGGGAGCAGGAUGCCCUGGACCUGUACCAGCGUGCCCUGGGGGAGUUGCUGGUGCUGCUGGCAGCGGAGCCCACAGGCCGGAGGCGGGAGCUGCUUCACACCGAGGUUCAGAACCUCAUGGCUCGAGCCGAAUACCUGAAGGAGCAGGUCAAGGCCGUCACUCACUCAGGGUCUGCUCGGUGGGGCCUGGGCCCGCCUGGCUGCCCCUCACCCCUGGGCCGCCUGUAUGUCCCACAGAUGAGGGAGUCUCGCUGGGCAGCCGAGACCCUGGACAAGGAGGGACUGUCCGAGUCCGUUCGUACCUCGUGCACCCUGCAGUGACCCCAGAAGGAUGACCGGACGACCACAAGCCAGCCAUCUCUGCGGACACACCUGGACCGACGCCCAGGAUCCUGUGGCCCCCUGCAAAGCUACAGAGCAGGCUUCCGGCAUGGGCAGCUCUAAGACACACACCCCCAGGAUACUUGGCACUUCCCAGGUGGCCUGGUGGCCUGUGUCCCCCGGUGGGGAGCGCUGGGCCUUGGCCCAUGGGGGAAGGGGAGCAGGACUCGGGGAAAAGACUUUCCUCUGCGUGACUUCUGUGAUUUGGUGACUGCUGGAUCCUGAGCCUGUGACUGAUCCUGGUGACUGAGGCUGCUGAGCCUGUCAGUUUGGGGGCCCCAAGCCCCUGGCCUUGCUCUGAGAACAGGGCAGGGGGCCCUCUGCAGGGUGCUUCUCCUCUGGCUCUUCCCUGUCAGCAGGCAGCUGUGCCCUGGGCCCACCCUGUCCUUCCCGGGAACCCUUACCACAACUCCCUCCCUCCUGGCACUGGAAUGGGGCACCCCCAGACCCCUCAGGGACCACCCACCCCACACUGGGCACUCAACCCCACAGAGCUCACCAGGUUUUCUGAGAGCUGACCCCUGCCGCCCUCUCGAUAGUUUAAGAUAAUCCUUCAGACCUGAAGAUAAUAUACUUUGCAGGGUUGGGACAGAGUUCAGAAAGCCAUGCCUUCUUGUUCCCGCUCUGGCCCAGGGGGCACAAGGAGAGCGGUCCUUAGCCUUUAGCCUUCGCCCCUACUUGCCACAGAGCUGGUCCCCGCCUGGAAGGGGGGAGGCAUGGGGGUGCCUGACCCAUCCGGCUGCAGAGGAGCUAGCAACCCAGGAAACCUGGUUCUGGGUCUGCCCUUGCUGCUACUCCAGUGUGUGACCCUGUGCACGUCUCUUCCCCUUUUCUGGACUGAGUCUCCCCAGCUCUACAAUGGGGCUGUGAAUACCUCCUCAGCUCCCCACGUGGGCUUUUAAGAGGACAGCAGUGACUUUAAUCUGGAGAAAAAUGUAUACACGUGGAGUUCCUUGGGGGUUCUUUUAAAAAAAAGUCCACAAGGGUGCUGGUGAUCUCUGACCUUUGUGCCCUUUAGUGCCUCCUUGGGGCAAGAGGUGUCUUCCUUGCAGGAGACUAGGUGUAAAGAAUAUAAUUCGUUGUUUAUUAAAUUAUUUUCUGAA